Messenger RNA from Halichondria panicea, 4124 nucleotides. Its product is annotated as ATP-binding cassette sub-family C member 4-like. Bases 86 to 4015 code for a protein of 1309 amino acids. Gene Ontology annotation, biological process: transmembrane transport. Gene Ontology annotation, molecular function: ATP hydrolysis activity; ABC-type transporter activity; ATP binding. The record is from RefSeq and is a predicted model, not a curated record. Gene Ontology annotation, cellular component: membrane. The transcript is spliced from 28 exons. Lineage: Eukaryota; Metazoa; Porifera; Demospongiae; Suberitida; Halichondriidae.
AAAUAUUCUAGUAAUACGGUAUGCACAAACUCACCAGAUUUUGAGAUGUCUUACAAUGUCUGAGCCUGAAAGAUGAUUGAAAGUUAUGGAUCCAAGCACUGGCCAUGAUGCAAAUGAUACAAAUGACGGAGGAAAGUAUCAAGGUUCAAGAGGGAAACCUAACUUUCUUUCUAGGUUGUUUUUCUUCUGGGUUGAUCCGCUGCUGUGGCUGGGGUUCAAGCGAACUCUCACACAAAAUGACCUGUAUGCUCACCCACCCGAAACAGAUUCCGAGAAACUGCUAGAAGAUUUCAACAGUCAUUGGAAGAAGGAAUUGUCUAAAGGAAGCAACAGUCUGGUAUUGGCUUUGGUGCGAUGCCUCUUUUGGCCUAUCGUGUUUCAAGGACUACUGGCUGUUUCAAAGGUAGCUUUGCUUGUCGGUCAGUCUGUUAUUAUUGGGUAUUUGACGGAUUACUUCAGUGUACCGAAUCCUACUGUGGAAGAGGAUAGAGAUGCCUACCUACUUGCAUUUGGUUUGGUAGCGUGUUCUCUAGCAGUUUUGUUGCUCCAUGCACACCAGUAUCUUGCUGCCUACAAGAUUGGAAUGAUGGCAAGAACCACAAUGACUGCUGCCAUCUAUCAAAAAGUGUUCUCACUCAGUCAAGUCACUAUUGGUAGGCUCUCCAUCGGUCAUAUCAUCAACCUCACUACCAAUGAUGUUCAGCGGUUCGAAAAUGCUUUUCUCCAUCCACACAUUAUCUGGAUGGCUCCAAUACAUUUGGCGGUCACCCUCUACCUGAUAUACCUAGAGCUAGGAUGGAGCUCAUUUGUCAUCAUGGCAUUCAUUCUCUUCCAAAUACCAAUGCAAAUUUCGCUGGCCAAACUCUUCUCAAGAUACAGGUUCAAGUCUGCUGUACUGACUGACAAACGUGUGCGAAUUAUGAACGAGAUUAUCACAGGAAUCAGAGUGAUCAAAAUGUAUGCUUGGGAGUACGCCUUCAAGAGAAUUGUGGACACUUUGAGAAGACUUGAAUCUCGACUUAUUCUCAAAGGAGGUAUAGUUAGGGCCUCCAACCUUGCCUUCAUGAUGAUGUCUGCUUCACUCAUGGCAUUUGUUGUGUUCUGUGUGUACACUGCCACCGGAGGUGACCUCACACCCAAAAAGGUGUUCACAACACUGUCCCUCAUCUAUGUCCUGAGACUGGUCACCAUACAUCAUCUCAUUCUGAAUGUCGUCGGCUUUUCAGAAGCCCAUGUCGCACUGACAAGAAUAAAGAGGUUUCUCUCCUUUAAAGAAGCUACAAAUAUUUGCGGUAUGGAAGAAAAGAAGACUUCUGGUCCCUCCAUCACUGUCCGAAAUUUGACAGCUGCUUGGGACUCAAACGAUGCCAAGGACGUCUUGAAAAACAUUAGCUUUGAUAUUGACAAUUCCCAGUCCCAGUCCCUGCUGUCUAUUGUUGGACCCGUAGGAGCAGGAAAGUCCACUCUCCUGCAAUGUUUGCUCGGCGAGCUCAUACCAAAAGAAAGGAGUAUAAAUAUUCGAGGAACGAUUUCCUACGCUGCACAAGAGCCGUGGCUUUUCUCUGAAACGCUUCGUGAGAACAUCUUGUUUGGAAAGCCUUAUAAUGCAGAGUGGUACAAUACAGUGGUCAAGGCUUGUGCUCUGAGCAAGGAUAUUCAGCAGCUUGCUCAGGGCGACCUGACUCUGGUUGGUGAGAGAGGUGUGACUCUGAGUGGGGGACAGAAGGCAAGAGUUAGUCUGGCCAGAGCAGUCUACCACCGGGCAGACAUCUACCUCCUUGACGACCCACUCAGUGCUGUCGAUGCAGCUGUUGCUAAGCACCUCUAUAAAGAGUGUAUUAGAGGGCUGCUGAAGAACUGUGUUGUCUUGCUGGUAACACAUCAAGUCCAGUUUGCUGUUAAGAGUGACAGGAUACUAGUUUUGAAUGAGGGUGUGGUUGAAGUGUGUAGUAGCAACGAAGAGUUACGCAAAAGAGGAAUCGACACAAGGGAACUGUUAGGACUGCUAGCAGCUGAUGACAAAGCAGGACCUAGUAGAGGCAAUCCUCCCAAUGAGCUGUACUCUCUGAGUAACUCCACUUCAAUGACCUCACUCCAAUCAACGUCUACUCAUGCUACUGAGGCUCAGGAAGAUGUCACCUCCAUGUUGCUGACUCCCGAAGAAACCUCUCACGGUUCUCUCUCACUAAAGACAUAUGUCCACUACUUCAGAGCAGGCGGAAGCAUACUGGCUAUUCUCAUCAUGAUGCUCCUGUUUGCAAUAGGAGAGGGCAGUGUGGUAGUGUCCGAUUGGUGGCUCUCAAAUUGGGCACAAUGCACAUCAGAAAAUCGGAGUGUCCUAGUUUAUGAUAAUUGGACUACUUGUUCCCUCGACGAUGACCAGAGAAGAGGGGUUUACGGAGCUCUCAUUGUCUCACUGAUUGGAUUCAACCUGCUUCGUGCAGUCAUGUGCUAUGCCAUUUGUGUCAACGCCUCUCGUGUGCUUCACAAUAGAAUGUUUGCUUCCGUGAUGAGAGUACCAGUUCUGUUUUUUGACACUAACCCGAUAGGAAGAAUUUUGAAUCGGUUUUCAAAGGAUAUCGGAUAUCUUGAUGAUCUUUUGCCAUAUAUUUUCUGUGAAUACCUUCUCUGGUUGUUUCGGUCACUGUCGACAUUGGUCACGUCUGUGGCUGCAAUCCCCUGGCUCAUAGUACCUUGUGCUCUGAUGUUGGGUUUCUUUUUUUUACUACGUUACUACUACAUAUGCUCGGCCAGGGAAGUGAAGAGACUGGAAGCUAUUGCACGAAGUCCUCUAUAUUCGCAUAUCUCGUCCACUCUGCAAGGACUUCUCACUAUUAAAACUUUCAAAAAAGAAGACCUUGCUAUGAGAAGCUUUCAUUCCUACCAAAACAGUCACACACAGGGCUACUACCUAUACCAUGUGCUCACCAGAUGGCUGGGUUUGAGAGCCGACAUUGUAUCGACUGCCUUUCUCGCAUUGUUUGCCUUCUCUGCCGUUGGUCUGUCUAGAGAAUUUGAUCCAACAUUACUUGGUCUGGCUUUGGUGUACUCUCUCGUAUUAAACAAUGUGUUGCAAUAUGUCAUCAGGCAAAGUGCUGAAGUAGAGAACAUCAUGAUCUCUGCCGAGCGAAUAUUGGGGUAUACGAAACUCAAAUCCGAAGCAUCCUUCGAGUCACCUCCUUCAUUUAAGGACACUGUUUCAGCAUGGCCCAAAAGAGCUCAGAUUUCAAUGAAAAACGUGUCUUUCCAGUACUCGCCUGAGUUGCCCCUAGUGUUGAAGGACCUUGAUCUCACGAUCCAACCAGGAGAGAAGGUUGGAAUUGUGGGAAGGACAGGAGCAGGAAAAUCCUCCCUCCUCUCAGUGCUCUAUCGACUGGCCGAGCCGUCCGGUGUCAUUACCAUCGAUGGUGUGGACAUACAGUCCAUUGGCUUACAUGACCUUCGUAACAAGAUGUCCAUAAUUCCUCAAGACCCUGUACUAUUCAGUGGGACAAUGCGCUACAACCUAGACCCUUUCAACGAGUUCUCAGACAAUGAGUUGUGGGAUGUGCUGGAGCAGGUACAGUUGAAGGGAGCAGUUGAGCAGCUGGAGGGACAGCUGGCUGGCGAGGUGUCUGAAGGAGGUAGCAACUUCAGUGCGGGGCAGAAGCAGCUCGUGUGUUUGGCCAGGGCACUGCUGAAGAAGAACAAGAUCCUGAUACUGGACGAGGCUACUGCUAAUGUGGACUUGAAAACUGAUGAGAUUAUUCAAGACACACUUCAUUCCAAUUUUGCUGAAUGCACAGUCAUCACUAUUGCUCAUCGGAUAAACACAGUCAUAGAUUCGGACAAAAUACUGGUGCUGGAAAGUGGGGAAGUGAAAGAAUUUGGAAGGCCUCGUGACCUACUUCAAGACAAAACCUCUUUGUUUUCUGAGAUGGUGGAAGCUACAGGCAGAGCGACAUCUAUCAAGCUAUGCCAGUUAGCAAUGGAGGACAAAAUUGAUGAACCAAUUGUUUAUUGCAGCAGCCUCUAGUACAACGCAUGUUUGAUUAUUGUGGUUUGUACAAACUAUUUUGUUACAGUAGAUUUACCAAGGGGGAUUUUUUUGUGGAACGUGUGCAUGCUUAUAUAGAUGUUGUGCG